AUGAGUGACAACAUCUAUCGAAAGCAUUAUUACAGACACUCAGCAGAGAGGGAAAGAAAGCAGAGGGAGACUGAAGAGAUGAUGCAGCGAUACGAGUUGAUAGCGCAGGCCAAGAAGCAGAAACAAAUUCCAAAUUUGAUUUAUUCGAAAAAUGUGUCUUCUCUACCGCCCUCAUUCACUUUGGAUCAGAAAAUUUACCACCGAAUGAGUAAAGAAGUUAUCAGCGAUAUUUACGAUUUUACCUACGCCAACAUGCAUUUACUCUACGAGCAAAGCACUUGGAAAUGGGACGAAAAGAAGGAGCUUGCUGAGUUUCGCAGUAAUGCCUCUCGAUUUGUGCUAAUUCGUCACAAGGAAGACAACUGUAUAGCUGGGUAUCUUCUCUUCCGACUUAGCAUUGAAUCGUUCGAUUUUACCUCCAUUUUGUACAUUUACUCCAUCAUGGUUCGUCAACAGUACCAAAAGACAGGAUUAGGGACAUGCUUAAUGCUUCUCGCUGAGGACUUAGCUCGUUAUUUCCAACUGCAAAAGUGUCAACUGACAGUGUUUAAACAUAAUCUCCCAGCGUUUCAUCUGUACACAGACCAUCUGCAAUAUGUGAUCGAUCCGUACUCUCCCAGUAAAUAUGGGGAGCAGAUAUCCUUUUUUGUGGCUCUGUCUAUCGAUGGAUGA
Blastocystis hominis is the source of this 672-nucleotide messenger RNA. RefSeq lists its product as hypothetical. The transcript has 8 exons. Lineage: Eukaryota; Bigyra; Opalinata; Blastocystidae. Bases 1 to 672 code for a protein of 223 amino acids. The record is from RefSeq and is a predicted model, not a curated record. Gene Ontology annotation, cellular component: nucleus. Gene Ontology annotation, molecular function: histone H4 acetyltransferase activity; histone H2A acetyltransferase activity; protein N-terminal-serine acetyltransferase activity.